ACACAACAUAUAUCCUUAUCAUACUUAUCUGCUCUUUAUAUAAAGUCAAUAAAUUGGUUCUUGUAGCAGAAUCUGGAGUUAAUCAGUUACGACAAGAGACAAUUAGAAUAAAAGAUUGGGGAGAAAACGGAGGGUUGAAGAGGUGAACUUCAGGAUGCUGCUUUUGCUCCUUCUAACCCAUGUUUCAGUGUCACUUGCUGUACAGUGUGACCUCACCAAAGUGGCCAUUAUUGGAGGCAGCUACACUGUGAGCGAUGGAGGAAAUGUCGGCAGUAAAGUAGAGUACCAGUGCCCAAAAGGGAAAUACCCAUACCCGAAAUACACUCGUGAGUGCCAGUACAAUGGGUUCUGGACGGAUCAGAAGGCAAAGACAAUCUGUAAAGAUGUUCGUUGUCCCAGACCAGUUACAUUCGAAGAUGGGGAUUAUGAACCAAGGCAACCUUUUUACAAAGUGGGAGACACAUUGUACUUCGAAUGUUAUUCAGGGUUUACAAUGAAGGGGCCACAGAACCGCACUUGCCAGGAAAAUGCCAAAUGGACUGGAGAGACGACUAUUUGUGAUGACAACAAUGGUUAUUGUCCUAAUCCAGGGAUUCCUAUCGGGGCCAGUAAAUCAGGAUCUUCUUACAAGAUGGAGAACAAAGUGUCCUAUAACUGCCAGCAAGGUCUGGUUAUGUUUGGAUCCAAGGAAAGAGAGUGUUUAGAGGACAAGUCUUGGUCAGGAACUGAACCUUCAUGCAGGCAGUGGUAUACUUAUGAUACUCCAAAGGAGGUGGCCAAAACUUUCUCUUCCUCCAUGUUAGAAAAUGUGGACACCACAAAUCUGGAAGAUAGAAGUGAUAGAAGUGUGCGGAUAUUAAAGGAUGGCUUAAUGAACAUCUUCAUUGUCCUGGAUACUUCUAAAAGUGUAGGGCAAAAUAGAUUUGAUGAGGCCAAAAGCGCCAGUAUACUAUUCAUUGAGAAGAUGUCCAAUUAUGACAUAAAGCCUCGGUACUGCAUCAUCUCAUAUGCUUCUAAAGCAAUCUCAGUGGUUUCUCUCCGAGAUCCAGAUAGUAACAAUGCAGAUGCUGUGAUGGAACAUUUGGAAGAAUUUCAGUAUGAUCGUCAUGAAGAUAAGCAGGGAACCAACACACGUGCGGCUCUGCAUGCCAUUUAUGAGCAUCUUAUAGAGCAGGAGCUGGCGUACGAGCGAGAAGGCAAAAAAGAAGAUUUUAUGAAGAUCCACAAUGUUAUUCUACUCAUGACAGAUGGAAAGUUUAAUAUGGGAGGUGACCCUCGAGAAGAAAUGAAAUUGAUCAAACGGUUCUUAGACGUUGGCAUAAGAAAGGAUAACCCACGAGAAGAAUAUUUGGAUGUGUAUGUCUUUGGGCUGGGUUCAGACAUUGAUCAACCUGAGAUCAAUGACCUUGCAUCCAAGAAAGAAAAAGAAGUUCACACCUUCCACCUGCAGAACGUGGAAAAAAUGAAAGAAUUCUUCGAACUGAUGAUAAUUGAAGAUGAUGUAUUUGAUACCUGUGGUCUGUCAAAAUAUCAUUCAGUUGAGCUAGAUCCGAAGAAAAAGGCAACUGUGAUGUUUCCCUGGAUUGUUAAAAUAACUAUUACUCAUAAUGGCAUACAAUACUGUAAAGGAACCAUCCUGUCUCAAUAUUUCAUCUUGACAGCUGCUCACUGCUUCGAUCUGGAUGAUAAAACUCAAAAAAUACAUGUUAAGAUAGAUGGAAAGGAAUACCUUGUAAAAGAUUUCUACAGGCACCCGAAAUAUGACCCGAUAUCCAAGAAAGACAAAGGCAUCAAGAGAGCAUUUGAUUAUGAUGUUGCUCUGCUUGAACUGCAGAGAAAUGAUAAGAUUGAAUUCUCCGAAAAUGCCAGGCCAAUCUGUAUUCCAUGUACCCAGGGCACAGCACAGGCACUGAAGCAACCAGGGGCACCCUGCAGCAGCCACGAGAAAACUUUAUUGUCUGAAGAGGAGGUCAAAGCUGUCUUCAUAGCAGAGGAAUCAAACAAACCAAUGAAAGAGAUGCAUGUGUUAAUAAAGAGAGGAAGUAAGAGAAGUGCUUGCCUAGAAGCUGCUAAAAAGGCACCAGAACUGAAGAAUGUGACAAAUAUUGAGGAUGCUGUUACGGACCAAUUUCUCUGUACUGGGGGAAUUGUACCAGUGGUGGAUCCACCAGUAUGUAAAGGAGAUUCAGGAGGUCCACUACUCAUCCAAGUUAAAAGGAGAUAUGUUCAGGUUGGCAUCAUAAGCUGGGGAACUGUGGAUCACUGUGACAAAGGUACAAGAAUAAAACAGACUCAAAAGAAUGCCCGGGACUUUUACCAGGACAUUUUCAAAGUACUGCCUUGGAUACAGAAAGUUUUGGAGGAAAAACAUGAAGUUCUCACUUUCCUUCCCAACUAAAUGAAACAAAUGGUCACCUUUUGGGUACAACCGGUAGCGCUGCCGAACUAACAACAACACAGAAUCACUCUCAUACCUUGCUAUUUGGUUUGCAGUCAUUUACCUUGUCCAUAAUCACAAAGAAUGAUGAGCUUAGGAACACACACACAGCAUUAGUAAAGUUUUAUUCUAAAGCUCUACUACACACAUCCAUUUUCCUGUAGAGAUGUGCUCAAUAUAUGGCAAUGUCAGUUUAUGGUCUCUGUAUAGGCUAUGGGAAAACUUGAGGAGUUGUUAUAGUUAAUGUCAAGUAUAAAGUCAGGGUCAGAGGUAGGUGAUAGGAAAGAUUGUAGGCAGAGAGCACGAGAUAAUGAAAUUAUUAAUACAGUGGCGAUUCACAUGUACAUUCUGUCUGUCUGCAACAUGAUCGAUCCUUUCAGCAAUUGCCAGCAACCAGACAGCAGUUCAAUUUUUAUCCUAUCUGCCAAUCAGAUAACAAAUUGAACUGUAAAAGAAAGUGGUUGAGAGCAAAAUGAUAGAUAAAUCAAAUGAUCCACACAAAGGCCUUCUGUUAUAGAAUGUCACUGUCUGCAGGAUGUAAUAAAAGGUGCAAAGUUUGAUACAGGCAUAGUCACCUAUAGCAAACAAUCAAUAGCAACAAAUCAGCAGGGAAAAUUUUUCUGUUAUUGGUUGCUAUGGGUUCAGGAUUGUUUUAAUGUCAAUGUCCCAUUUUAUAGAAAUAUUCAAUGUUUCUCCACUAUGCUCAGCUAUUCAUGCUGCUUUGGAAAUCAGUGCUUGUACCCAUCAUGUUUGCUGACUAAUCCUACACCUAAUUCAAAAACUAUCCUUUAAAAAUAAACCUUUAUUAUUUGUACUAUUUC
Messenger RNA from Xenopus laevis (African clawed frog), 3258 nucleotides. It is a transcript of the gene cfb.L, whose product is annotated as complement factor B L homeolog. Gene Ontology annotation, biological process: complement activation; proteolysis; response to bacterium. NCBI's taxonomy places the organism in Eukaryota, Metazoa, Chordata, Amphibia, Anura, Pipidae. Gene Ontology annotation, cellular component: cell surface; extracellular region; extracellular exosome. The record is from RefSeq and is marked provisional. Gene Ontology annotation, molecular function: hydrolase activity; peptidase activity; serine-type endopeptidase activity.